Messenger RNA from Electrophorus electricus (electric eel), 2287 nucleotides. It is a transcript of the gene bmp2a, whose product is annotated as bone morphogenetic protein 2a. Gene Ontology annotation, cellular component: extracellular region. Gene Ontology annotation, molecular function: cytokine activity; growth factor activity. The record is from RefSeq and is a predicted model, not a curated record. Lineage: Eukaryota; Metazoa; Chordata; Actinopteri; Gymnotiformes; Gymnotidae.
UCAAAUGUGGCAGUGAACGGCGCGCUCUUUGCAGGCGAAGGCUUUUGUUUUUGAGUUGCCAGCACCUUGCUACGUCAAAGAAAUUUAUUAAAGCGCGUUGCAUAAUCACAACACGCUUGUUUCUUCUGAAGCCCUUCCUAUACUACUUUUCGUCUUUUUAAAAACAUUUUUUUUUAGCGACUGACUGUCGAAAAUAUGUAAGACAAAUAGUUUUAAUGUUUUGAAUCUUUCUGCUUUGUACCGAAUAGUUGUGUGAUAUGCGCUGAAAUGGACGAUGUUUUGUGAAAUAGCAAUUGCAAACGUUACAGGAAAAAUGAGAGCGGCAGUACUUUAAGUUCCGCAGGGCUUCAUUGAUAAUCAUCUGUCAUGGAAAAAAGCGGGAUGCAUAACUUUCAGCAGUGGGCUGCGCACCCGAUUUAACUGGACUUUAUCCUUAGAGCCGGCACUUGUACAGACAACACCUACCAAGAAGGUUGCUAGAACGUUAAAGAGUACAAUUUCUUUUCGAUGUCUUGUUUGAGACAGUUUCUCGCGGAUUUAGACCAUCUCUUAUUUGGAUGUUUCUGUGGAUCUUUUGGAGGUUUUAUUGAUCGACAAAAAGGUCGGCAUUUCAGUGAGUUUUCAUGUUCGAUACGACUGCUCGUUGAGCUUUUACUCUCUUUCCACCAUCUCCUUUUGCACUGUUAAUCUGGAGAAGUUAGGAUUAUGACUGUUUUACACUCAUUGUCUUUCUUCCGCCAGACGUCAGAUUCUUUACGUUUAUAUUGCAAAAAAUAUCAACUGUCAAGGUGACUGAUUAAUGACGGGCGCAUAUUUACAUUAAGGGAGAGUAAAAUGACUAAACUGAACAGCAGAGAUGGAAAUCUCCGCUGGUUUGUGCCUGUGUGAUACCGUCUUUCCCCACUGAAAAGUUGCCCAUCUGUCAGGCAGAGCGUGACCAUGGACUCCGUUGUCCGUGCUUUCAUGAUAUUGCUGUUCGGUCAGGUGUUAUUCGGAGGCUGUACUGGACUUAUUCCCGAGAUUGGCCGGCGAAAAUACAGUUCCCCACUGUCCGAGGACAUCUUAAACACCUUUGAACUUCGACUUCUAAGCAUGUUUGGGCUAAAACAGAGACCGAAUCCAAGCAAGUCUGUCGUCGUUCCACAGUACAUGAUUGACUUGUUCACAGUGUACUCUGCGAACACGGAGCAAAAACAUAGUCGACCGAAAGGUUCCCUCGGGAGGAAUUCUCAAAGGUCCGCCAGUCGGGCUAAUACAAUAAGAAGUUUCCACAAUGAUGAAUCUGCAGAGGAGUUGUUAAGUCAUGGUGGGAAAAUGUCUCAAAGAUUCCUCUUUAAUUUAAGCUCCGUCCCCAGCGAGGAGUUUGUCACAUCAGCAGAGCUGAGGAUUUAUAGGGAGCAGGUCAUGACAACCACAAAUGCUAGCAGAAACAACAGUACAGGGUACCAUCGCAUUAACAUAUAUGAGGUCAUGAAGCCUGCCGUUUGCAGUAAAGAGCCCAUUACGAGACUCCUGGACACCAGACUGGUUCAGCACAGCCUGAGCAAGUGGGAGAGCUUUGACGUAAGUCCUGCCGUCGUGCGGUGGACCACAGAGGGACACACCAACCAUGGCUUCGUAGUGGAGGUGGUUCACCCCAGCCAUGCAGAAGGAGACUACAAGAGGCAUGUCAGGGUCAGUAGGUCCCUGCAUAACAGCGAGGACUCAUGGCAACAGAUGAGGCCACUCCUGCUCACAUUCAGCCAUGAUGGCAAAGGACACAUGCUGCACUCUAGGGAGAAGCGCCAGGCGCGACGCGGCAGCAAGCCGAAGAAAAAACACAAAGCCAACUGCAGAAGGCACUCCCUCUAUGUGGACUUCAGUGACGUGGGCUGGAAUGACUGGAUAGUGGCCCCGCCAGGCUAUCAUGCCUUUUACUGCCAAGGGGAGUGUCCUUUCCCUCUGGCAGACCACCUGAACUCCACCAAUCAUGCUAUUGUGCAAACGCUGGUCAACUCUGUGAACAGCAAUAUUCCUAAAGCCUGCUGCGUGCCCACCGACCUGAGCCCCAUAUCCUUACUCUAUCUGGAUGAGUAUGAGAAAGUGGUCCUGAAAAACUACCAGGAUAUGGUGGUGGAAGGCUGUGGGUGCCGCUGAAAGCCACAGACUCGCAUUUUGCAAGGACACUUUAUUUCCUGAUACUACACUUUUUAUUUAUGCUAAAGUAAAACACAUAUUUUGGAAAAAAAAAAAUAUAUAAGGCUAUAUUUAUGUCCACUAAUGGGAAAAUAAAUAUUUUAAAUUCAAG